UGAUUACAGCAAGAAAAACGUGUUACUAUUGUUUUAGGACAGACUUGGAAAAAUUGUGAACCUGUCCUUUAAGAGACCCACUUGAGCUCCCUCGCUGUCAUGACUCAAUUGUGUAUAAAUUUGACGUUACAUUGACCUAUUACACAAGACAUGACUGGCUGUGAUAUCACCAUUGUGUGAUGUGAAUGAUGAGCAUGUGAAACCACAACAUAUGUCAUGAACUGGUAAAAGGGAAGUUUGGGUUAUUUUUUUUCACUUGAAGUUUACAACAAGCGGCCUCAAAGUGCGUCGACCAUACAAACAUAAGAGGUACUGAAUCUCAUAAUGUGAAUCCAGUGUCAAUUACGAUAUUAUUCACCCAUCUGAUAUGGAGACAUCAAAUCUGUUAAGCUUUUAAUGGCAUUGAUAUUUUAGCUUUUAAAUGAUUUUAAGUUAUGAAGGAGAAGGAGAUAUUCUGGGGGACAAAAGUGGGUUCCGUGCUUGAAUCACUCGCCAUGUGAAGAACAAAAAGAGGAACCAAUUUGGGCACAAACAGUGUAGCCCACGAGUUCUCAAACCCACUCAUAACCACAGCUUGAUUAUUCAUCUAAUGUAGACAUGAGGCGUGUACAUUGCAGAGCUGUAUGUUGGACGCUGUAUAAUAACCCGCAGACAAAACAAACCGAGGAUGUCCGAGUGCGCUUUUACGCGUGAAGUCGUCAGUGCAUCCAAAGGGUCUCUGAUGGCUCAGAGAAGCUUUAAUGUUGGAGCAUUAAAGUAUUUAACUGAAAGCUAAACCGGUUCAGCUGACCAGCGCGGGGACCCAGCUUGGCAUAAUCCAUUACUUUGCGUUUAUUAUAUGAUUUAAUUGGGGAGAUUUUUUUGGAGAUGCUCAGACCAAGGUUGAACUGUGUUUUUGCUCAACGUCUGUUAGUGUAACUAUUUGCAUUAUGUAUUUGUAAAUAAUGAAAACGACAGAUCUCUAAUUGUGAAUAAAGGAAGUUUUAUCACAGGAGUCAAAUCAAUCAUGGAGCAGUCUGUGCCUGCGGAUCGGUCUUUACCAGUCCACAGGCGGGUUUGUUACGCAGCGGGACACUUUCUGAACGACCUGUGCGCCUCUAUGUGGUUCACAUAUCUGCUGGUGUACCUCCACUCCGUGCUUGGCUUCCAGAGCACCUCUGCAGGUGUGAUGCUGCUCAUCGGGCAAAUAGCAGAUGGAGUCUGCACGCCGCUGGUUGGAUAUGAAUCCGACAGGACGCCUGGCAGCAGGAGACACGGCAAGAGAAAGACAUGGCAUUUAUUGGGAACCAUCUGUGUUCUCCUGUCUUUCCCCUUCAUUUUUAACCCCUGCCUGCCCUGCACCGACAACACCGCUCGGUGGGCCCAGAUCGUUUACUUCUCCCCCUUCAUCAUCAUCUUCCAGUUCGGCUGGGCGGCCACUCAGAUCUCCCACCUCUCCCUCAUCCCAGAGCUGGUGUCCAGCGAGAGCGCCAAGGUGGAGCUCACUGCGUACAGGUACGCGUUCACUGUCGUGGCCAAUAUCACUGUGUACGCUGUGGCCUGGCUGCUCUUUCACUUCCAGGCGCAGCACAAUGUGGACCCAUCCGUCUCAGACAGCCUGGGCCCGGCAGACAUCCCUCUGUUCAGGACGCUGUCCCUGAUCAUGCUGGGCAUCGGGGCGUUGUUCUCCCUCAUAUUCCAUGUCGGCACAAAAGAGGCUACAUCAGGCUCAGAGAGAGAGACUCAGCUGCUCACGCCAUCCUCCUCGCACGAGGUUUUGCCUCCUCCUGUGUUCAAGUGGAAGCACUGGCUGAAGGAGCCGUCCUUCUACCAGGUGGCUUUCCUGUACAUGUGCACAAGACUAAUCGUCAACUUGUCCCAGACUUACAUCUCAGUUUAUCUCACCAACUCACUGAUGUUACCAAAGAACUUCAUCGCCACCAUACCGCUGGUGAUGUAUGUCAGCGGCUUCGUGUGCUCUCUGGCCAUGAAGCCGGUCAGCAAGAUCAUAGGCAUCAGUAUGAUGUAUUUAGUCGGGCUGCUGUUGGUGCUUUGCUUCGCUAUCUGGGUGUUUGUGGACAAGAAAAUGGGAGCUGAGAGCAUCUACGGCGCGGCGGUGCUGCUGGGAGCCGGUUCAGCUACCAUCCUGGUCAUGUCUCUGUCCAUGACCGCCACGCUCAUCGGGGAGCAGACGCAAAAUGGAGCCUUUGUUUAUGGGUCGAUGAGCCUCACAGACAAGGUGGCUAAUGGCGUCGGGGUCAUCCUCAUCCAGAGCAUCAGACCAUGCAGCACAGAGUCUUGCUGCCCAGCGUGCGUUUGGUUUUAUCGUGACGUCAUGGCGGCAGUAACUGGGGGCGUGGCCUUGCCUGCAGUAAUUUGCCUGUUUUCAAUUAUCAUCCAGCCAAUCAAGAUACAGAAAAAUUAGGAAUCCAGUUCUUCCUUGAAAUAACACUUCUUGACUUUCAUUGUUUGGAACCUGCACACAGAAAACAAGCUCACAUAUCAGGGACUUAAUAGGUUACUUUUUUUUUUUAUUAAAGUGUGUUUAGGUGCCUUUUUUCUGUGUAAACCAACUGUCAAUAUUUCAGUUAGAUGCAGAGUCCAAUCAUAUCUCUGCAAAGUUCACGCUAUACUUUCUAAUCUUUGAAAAGACAGAAUUUACCUUGAUUGAUUCAGGACUUUUUCCUAGGAGUGCUUUUGUUCUUGCACAAGACAAAUGAUACAGAAGAUAAAACCAUGCCACCAUCUAGUGUAUGAAUAUGUAACUACACUGGCUUUCCUGGAGGGGUUUUGUAGGCUUUUAAUGCUGAGAAUUAAAAGAAAAGCUUCACAUCA
Messenger RNA from Thunnus maccoyii (southern bluefin tuna), 2814 nucleotides. It is a transcript of the gene mfsd12b, whose product is annotated as major facilitator superfamily domain containing 12b. Lineage: Eukaryota; Metazoa; Chordata; Actinopteri; Scombriformes; Scombridae. Gene Ontology annotation, cellular component: membrane. The record is from RefSeq and is a predicted model, not a curated record. The coding region runs from base 1007 to 2404 and encodes 465 amino acids. Gene Ontology annotation, biological process: carbohydrate transport. Gene Ontology annotation, molecular function: symporter activity. The transcript has 9 exons.